AUGACCAAGCGCGCAGGUGAGAGAAAAAAAUCUGGAAAGAGUGCACGCGAAUGGAAAUAUAAAUGGAUGCAUUUGUUGGUUGCGUUCAGUGUGAACAGCUAUGGACAAACCAUUUUCACGGAUCAUUCCCUUUUUGGAUUUGCUGAUACAUCGGCGAUAAUCACGAACAAACUGCUGGAACUUUCGUUAGCCGAUUGUAAUCACUGUAUAUGUGUAUCACAUAUAGGCAAAGAGAACACGGUACUGAGGGCUCGAGUCAAUCAUGAGCGGGUGUCUGUAAUCCCAAAUGCUGUUGACACAACCGUCUUCACUCCUCAGCCAGAAAACCGCAAAAAAGAUGCAAUUACUAUUGUUGUCAUCAGUCGACUCGUUUACCGGAAGGGUAUUGACCUGCUGGCCCAAAUAAUCGUAGACAUCUGCCAAAAAUAUAAAACAAUUGAGUUUGUGAUUGGCGGGGAUGGUAGCAAACGUGCAUUAUUGGAGGAGACGUGUGAACGUCAUGGACUGACCUCUAGAGUUGAGAUUCUAGGCAGUCUUGCUCACUCUCAAGUCCGCAACGUUCUAACAAGGGGCCACAUAUUCCUCAAUACAUCUUUGACUGAGGCUUAUUGCAUGGCUAUUGUUGAAGCUGCAUCUUGCGGGCUACAGGUAGUCAGUACAAGAGUUGGCGGGAUUCCUGAAGUUCUUCCACCUGAACUAAUUUACUUGACUGAACCCAAUGUUCCAUCUUUGUUAGCUGGCCUGGAGAAAGCAAUAGCGGACUUGGAGAGUGGAAUGGUAGUCUCUCCUAUCGAAUGUCAUCUCAAGGUCAAAGCACUCUACAACUGGAUGAAUAUCACUGAACGCACUGAGAAAGUUUACAAUUUGGUCGUCGGAGAACCAGUCAAAGAUUUAACUGCUCAACUACAGAGUUACCUGUCACCUGAUGGCAAAAUGUCAACCGGCAUGUUCCUGUUCACUGUGCUGAUAUGUUUCUUGUACCUCAUGCUACGAGCUCUCGAAUGGCUUGUACCACGAAAUGAAAUUGAUUUGGCAAGAGAUUUCAACAGACAAGAGAGGGAAUCGCCAGCUCACAAGCGCAGACGCAGUGAAUAAUGAAUAAACAUUCAUUGAUUCAUGAUUCAUCAAAGAAAAACGACAUUCACAAAAUUGGUGCCAAAGAAUUGUCUUCUAUGAAAACAUUAGCAUUUAAACUCUGUAAUUAAGAUCUUUUGUUAAGGAAAUUGUAUGAAAAAAUCAAUUGUUUAUUACUUGUUCCUAAUUUUGGAAUUUUACUGUACAGAUUUUAAAUUUGUUACUGAAAUACAUUUUACCCAUUUUGGUGGUCAA
Messenger RNA from Nilaparvata lugens (brown planthopper), 1329 nucleotides. RefSeq names its product phosphatidylinositol N-acetylglucosaminyltransferase subunit A-like. Gene Ontology annotation, cellular component: glycosylphosphatidylinositol-N-acetylglucosaminyltransferase (GPI-GnT) complex. The transcript has 9 exons. Gene Ontology annotation, molecular function: phosphatidylinositol N-acetylglucosaminyltransferase activity. Lineage: Eukaryota; Metazoa; Arthropoda; Insecta; Hemiptera; Delphacidae. Gene Ontology annotation, biological process: GPI anchor biosynthetic process. The coding region runs from base 1 to 1095 and encodes 364 amino acids. The record is from RefSeq and is a predicted model, not a curated record.